GAACUUUAAUUUCCGCAUCGAGUCAAUAAGAAGCUAAAUGCUAAGAUUAGAGGACAAGGAACAAUUAAGACUCAUGGAAGAAAGUGUUGGAAAUGUUAAGAAGAACUGUGUAAAAUGGCAAUGUUCUAGUGCUGUCAGAGCGACGCGAAUGUCUAGUAAUGUCAAGUUCAGCAUUAUAAUUAAAAGUUGACGCCCAAAAUAAGUUUUAAAGCAAACAACGCGUUGAUAUAGCAUGGAACUGACCAGAAGACCCCAGGAAAAUUUCCAGGCCCAAGAAAACAGGUGAACAGGUGUUCCUCAUAAGGCUACCAAAAUGUCUCUAAUCGGCUGGCAGUAUUGGAUAGGAAAGAUCAUCCGAAAGUUUAAAGGUAUAAUAAAAUGUGUCGAUAUGCAAAAGAGGCGGAGUCAUCCGGCAAAGGCUGUGUCAUACUUUGUAUGUAAAUACUCUCGUUUCUCUCUUUGUAGACGAAAGUCUAGCAUGGAACCCAAUAAAAUAGUGAUGAAAAGGGAAUGAAGACCAAUAGGAAGGAUAACUUUGCCAAUGUUGAAACACGAAAUAAGCAUGAAUGGGUAUUUGCUCUUGAUGAUUUAAAUAAACAGAAAGGGAGACAAUCCUUACAAGACUUUCAAACUUUAAAAUUUUCAUAUACCCUGUAUUCGCCUGAUCUAGAUUUCAACCGAGGUUGCACAACUUUUCAUGUGACAAAUGCGUGUACAAAGUCCCGGGAAAGGCGCCGAAGGGAACAUGAAUGCAGUUGUACUCGUAAUUUUGUGGUAUUUUAACAACCGAUUGAGUCGCGUUGAGAAAGAUAUUGGAGCAAUCCUUGAACAGCGUAAUGCACAAGUUGAAAACCACAAAACUGGAGUUCCUCCACCUUUGAUGGGGACAGAUGUAGUGGAACAUAAAUUUCAAAAAGAAGACACAAACAGUAUUAGCAUAGAAAGCACCAGGAGGAAAAGAGCAGCUACCCGGAAAAAGAAAAAAGGAAAGAAGUGCAAGGUAGACAGAACGGGGGUUCGAAAGGGGCGAACAGUUUCCCAGCACACUCCUCAUUUUUAUCUCAAAGGCCAGGGCAGACGAGGACGGGCAACAGAGAGUGGAAUUUUUAUUUGGAAACGUCCUGCAUACAGACGCUUUGAUGAUGCUGACGAUUUCUCUCAAUCAGACAGUAACCACGCCGACGGAUCCUUCAAAAAAGUCAGAAUUCACCGUACUGGCGUGUACUAUGUGUUUGCAAAAGUGACCGCUAAUGGUAGAUCACGACUAAGCUCCAGUGACCAGCCUCCAAUGGGAAUCGUUUUAAAGAAAGAAGGAAUAGGUGGACCCGAAGAUCUUGAUUUCUCCUGGGUUACACAAGAUGAAAAGGGACAAGAUUACGGUAUGGCCGCUCACACAUCGGAAGACGCGAACUAUCCUAUAGAUACCUUAGAGAUAUCAGGACUAUUUACACUAAGUGAAAAUGACCAAAUUUAUAUACAGGUGCCAGCAGAAACGAUUAACUCAAGACAUGACCGCUUUUUGAGCGGGGAAGUGAGAUCGCGCUUUGGGGCUUUUCUCGUUGAAGCAAGCUCAUUUGGCUGAUAAGGAACUGACUUCUUCAAAAAGUAAAAUAAGAUCAUUGACGUGUCGUAGCUGACAAUGGAUCAUAAUUAUUAACUUUUAGAUAUGAUUAGAUUUCUUUUUUCUAAGAUAACUCACAAUAUAGUUGUAUGAAAAGCAAGCACAAAGAUGUUCCUGUUUGGAAUCACAUAAGUUAUUUUGAAUAGAUAUGUUUAUGAGAUUGUAUACGUACAUAAACAUGACUUAAACAAUUAAGCCGAGGUAUACGACGGCAAAACAUAACAACAUACUGUACUUUAAAAUGAAAAUGAAAAUUCCUUUAAGUUCACCAAAAUGUUGAAAUUUUGUCCGGCAUUUAGCCGAAUUUUUGUUAUACUUAAACCGAAGUUCGAACAGGGACAUGUAUAAGCUAUUUAUAAGCCAUAUAUGUGUAUAUGUAUUGAGAGAAACAUAUAAAAAGGUUGAAUGAAGAUACAGAUAGGAGAAAUUCUUAUCAACAAGCUGAGUAAUGUAAGAUUUUUUUGAAUGAAUAUCGUAUACAGUUUGGCAUAUACUAGUUGUAAAAAUAGUUGUUGUAAAUAUCAUUUGAUUUUAACAGUGAUGUUGGAAGGGAGGUAAUCCAUCAUUAGAUAUAUAACCUGUUAUUUUAUGUUAUAAUGAUAUGUUAGUGUUAAAGUGGAUUGGUAUGAUAUGAUGCACAUAUCUUUUCAUAAGUAUUUCAAAUAUUGAUAAAAAACAGUAGAAAUAUAUCAUUUUGAUAUUCUUAUGAAAUAUGACUGGAAAAACAAAUGUUGGUAGAGUUCUAAAAUGAUUUAUUAUGAACAUCUAUAUGAUGAAUAAUACUAUUUUGUUUUAGAACACUUUUUUAUCUGCUUUAUAUUUGAGCCGCGUCACGACAAAACCAACAUAAUGGGUUUGCGACCAGCAUGGAUCCAGACCAGCCUGCGCAUCCGCGCAGUCUGAUCAGGAUCCAUGCUGUUCGCUAUCCGUUUCUGUACUUGUUAUAGGGUUUGUAAUCGAACAGCAUGGGUCCUGAUCAGACUGCGCGGGUGAGUAGACUGGUCUGGGUCCAUGCUGGUCGAAAACCCAUUAUAUUGGUUUUGUCAUGGCGCGGCUCAAUUAUAUGUCAUAUCGGAUUAUGUCUCAAACAUUUACCAACAUCUAUAUGAAAUUCUUUUUUGAUUUCACGUAUGAAACUGAAUACUAUCAACAUAAUUAUUACAGACCAAUUCACUGUUUGAAUGUUGUUCAAAAUAUCUUCUUUUGUUGUCAUGACUGAUAUAGGGCGUUAACUGUGCAUAUUUUUUUCAUAUGUAAAUAAACAUAUCUUGUUGUAUAUGUGAUUGUUAUAUGUAUGUACUCUAGUUACAAUAUCAAAAUUCAAUGCAAUGUUGUUAAAUAUUUGAAGUAUUUUUUACACGAAUUAUAACUAGAUUGAAAUGUACAAGCAUCGAGAUAAGUUAAACAAAUGCUUAACAAAUAUUCUUUUUUAUAUUCAUAAUCCUAUCUUGUUAUUCACGAAGUAUGGACUAAUGUUACAUAUUUUAACUUACAAGUAUUAUUCUCACAUAGAAGUCACAUGACCGUGAUAUGCCAUUCACAUUUAAAGACGUCUUUCUCAAGAAAUUAGUGAUGAUAUGAAAUUAGUGAUAUUGACUAAAUAUAUGAUACAGUUUUGGGGUUUUCUCUUCUUUAACGUGACAGGUCAUUUAAUGCAAUUUUACAUACAUCUAUAAAUAUAUCAAUCUUGUAUUGUUCAUAUCAGUCGAUUGAGCCGCGCCAUGACAAAGCCAACAUAAUGGGUUUGCGACCAGCAUUGAUCCAGACCAGCCUGCGCAUCCGCGCAGUCUGAUCAGGAUCCAUGCUGUUCGCUUAAAUACUCUAUAACAAAUAGAGAAACUGAUAGCAAACAGCAUCGAUUCUGAUCAGACUGCGCAGGCUGGUUUGGAUCCAUGCUGGUUGCAAACCCAUUAUGGUGGUUUUGUCAUGACGCGGCUCAUAUCAAUCUUGUAUUGUUCAUAACAAUUGGUUGAUUACAAGUUUAACACUGUGAUUUGCAAUUGUCUCUUUGAAAAAAUUCUAUUGGUUCAUACAAAGUCACGUGAUUAGUUAUAAGUCAAGUAUCAUUAAUUAAAUAAAGUUAAUGACGAUUUUUUUUCUUAUUUGAUAUUUCACUGAAAAGUUUAUUAUGUAUAUUAAUUUCAAUAGAUUGUUUCUUUGGCUUUCAUAUAUUCAGAACUCUUUAAAAUGACUUUCUUUUAAUGGAAGAUUUGUUGUUGUUGUUUUCCGUACCACCGAUGACGGUUAGAUACACCAGGAUAAAGAUUGAUGUGUUGUUAUUUUAACUGAUCUGUUUUGUAUAUAAGUAUAAUUAUAAUAAUAAUUAGAUAUAAAGGCCCCAAGGAAGAAAAGUUUUUUUUAAUACUUAUUGGGUCACCUUUAUAAUCAGAGAGUGUUGUCUCCUUUUCUUCUUUUGUAUACAUAUAGAAUGUACUUAAUUCAAAUAAAAUCUGGAAUCAAUUCUG
This is a messenger RNA of Ruditapes philippinarum (Manila clam), 4086 nucleotides long. RefSeq lists its product as uncharacterized. Bases 707 to 1582 code for a protein of 291 amino acids. Gene Ontology annotation, cellular component: membrane. Gene Ontology annotation, molecular function: tumor necrosis factor receptor binding. Lineage: Eukaryota; Metazoa; Mollusca; Bivalvia; Venerida; Veneridae. The transcript has 13 exons. The record is from RefSeq and is a predicted model, not a curated record. Gene Ontology annotation, biological process: immune response.